CCGCGGCCUGGCCAGAUAAGUGGUAGUAGUUAGGUGUCUCCAACACAAUCACUAAUACGGCAGUUAGCUCGUUUUUCUAAAAGGAGAAGCGCUGAAAGUCUCACUUCCAAGAUGGUUCGAUCAACGCAAAUUGCCAGGAUUGAUGGCUUGAUGUUGGCGGCGUCGGUGGACGAUGAACAGUCAGAAGUGGAACUGUCGGAGAUCAAGUCUCAGGCCAAGAUGAUAUUCCGUCGCUUGAACCGCAACUCGGAGCCGCAGGCGAGCAUCGAAUCCGGCCAGUUCAAUUUACACUACAUCAUCCAAGACGAUAUCUGCUUUCUUUGCAUCUGCGAUCGCUCCUAUCCGCGCAAGCUUGCCUUCACUUAUCUCGCCGACCUUGCAACAGAAUUUACUACCACAUACUCACCUGCACAAUACCAAUCCCCCACCCUGCGACCGUACGCCUUUGUCGAAUUUGAUACUUUCAUUCAACGGACCAAGAAGCUUUAUCAGGACAGUCGCGCGUCGGCGAAUCUUGACCGCUUGAAUGACGAGCUUCGGGAUGUAACGAAGGUGAUGACCAAGAACAUCGAAGACCUGCUGUACCGUGGUGAUAGCUUGGAACGCAUGGGAGAACUGUCUGGUCGUCUUCGGGAAGACAGCAAGAAGUACAGAAAAGCGGCCGUCCGCAUCAACUGGGAGCUGCUGAUCAAGCAGUACGGACCAUUUGCGGGUGUCGGUUUCAUCUUCCUUUUCAUGAUCUGGUGGCGCUUCUUCUAACCCUGCACUUGGCAGCAACAAAUCUGUAUACCCACUAAUAUGAAUGUAUGCAUAAUUAAUGUCUUCGGUGGAUGCGGGACACCAUCGUCCUUGGCUCAAAGCUUGAGAGAAUUUCUGAAUUAAAUCAUAUUUUGCU
Molecule: messenger RNA, 895 nt
Organism: Aspergillus saccharolyticus JOP 1030-1
Lineage: Eukaryota; Fungi; Ascomycota; Eurotiomycetes; Eurotiales; Aspergillaceae
Product: SNAP receptor SEC22
Exons: 5
Coding region: 112-759 (215 amino acids)
Biological process (GO): endoplasmic reticulum to Golgi vesicle-mediated transport; retrograde vesicle-mediated transport, Golgi to endoplasmic reticulum; vesicle fusion with Golgi apparatus
Cellular component (GO): SNARE complex; ER to Golgi transport vesicle membrane; Golgi membrane
Molecular function (GO): SNAP receptor activity
Source: RefSeq, a predicted model, not a curated record